UAUAAAAUACUAUUGAUAUUUUCUAGAAACGACUACAAAAAGAACUGUUGGCUUUGCAAAAUGACCCACCUCCUGGGAUGACGUUAAAUGAAAAGAGCGUUCAGAAUUCAAUUACACAGUGGAUCGUAGACAUGGAAGGUGCACCAGGUACCUUAUAUGAAGGAGAAAAGUUUCAACUUCUGUUUAAGUUUAGUAGUCGAUAUCCUUUUGACUCUCCUCAGGUCAUGUUUACUGGUGAAAAUAUUCCCGUCCAUCCUCAUGUGUAUAGCAAUGGUCAUAUCUGUUUAUCCAUUCUAACAGAAGACUGGUCCCCAGCGCUCUCAGUCCAGUCAGUCUGUCUUAGCAUUAUUAGCAUGCUUUCCAGCUGCAAAGAAAAGAGACGACCGCCAGAUAAUUCCUUUUAUGUGCGAACAUGUAACAAGAAUCCAAAGAAAACAAAAUGGUGGUAUCAUGAUGAUACUUGUUGAUGCCACUGUUAUCAUCCUCGUAGCAGAAGAUAGUCCUACUGAGAAAAUGAGCACUUUGAUCAUUCAGUCUUUGAACUUUAACCUUUGACUGGAAGUGACCUAUAGGCAAUGAAGACUACUUCCUUUUACUGCAUUUUUACUCGUGUGCAUUCUGGGCGCAUGUUGAUCGCUGGCGCAGUCCAGGCAACUGACAUGCUUUAUUAGUCAUACAGUAUUAAUGCAGGUGUCAGGAAAUGUCAAAUAUAAUUCCAUUUUUUAUUUUUAUUUUUUUAAGCUUUUGGAAAAGUUCCAGGUCCUCAUGUAUUGUGCAAUAACAGUGACUUCCUCGGUGGUCUGGGGACGUUCAUUGCCGGCAAUGGACGUUGUAACAGGAAGAAUUUUCUUAACUCCUGCCACUUGGUGAUUAAUGCAUGAUAGGGCCUAUGAAAUGAAUUUAUCGGUUAUCGUGGGAUUUAUAAAGAAAGUGAGGGAUCCAACAUUACAUUGAAAGUCACCCCAACUGUUUAUAUUUGGAUUCUAUGCACUGUGAUCCUAAGGCUAACAGCAUGAAAUAACAUGCAUCUUUAAAGGACCGUAAGAAAGAUCAUUGUGUAUUUAUUUAAUUGUUUAUCUGCUGUCAAAUUGUUUUGACAUGGAAAGUUUUCAAGGAACAUUGGCAGAGAGGUACAAUAUGUUAUCCCUGUGGUGAAAAUAAAUUCAUUUGUUGUAUAUAGUCCUCAAUCUCUGAAGUGAAGGUGUGAAUAAUAUAGGGUAUGAAUGGUUUAACCAAGGCUUUAUUUUGGAAGUAAAAAAUGGCAGUGAUGCUUAAAUUACUGCCACCCAUCAUCUGGGCCUGUCCCCCCCACCCAAGUAUAUUAUACUCUGUCAUUUCCUGCUAGCCAUCAGCAUGAGCCCUACUGCCUAGACACUAUUUCAUUUAUUUAUGUUUGGAAAUCCAUAAACAUUUUUGUUUGUAAUCUUGUUUCUUUUGUUACAUUUUAAGUUGUUUGAAUGUUACGAUACUUUAAUUGAAAAACUUUUGUCAAGUUUUUUUCUUGUAAAUUUUCUUUACUUGUAUCAUCUUGUCCUUUAAUCCUGUACCCUAAAAUGAGAAAUACAUUUUUGACAGAGGCUUAAUGUUUUAACAAAAGAGUGUGGACAUUUUUAUUUUAAGAUUUUGACAAAAGAACACCAUAAAAUGAUAUGUUUGCUUAUUUGUCUCACACAACCAUACAGGUUUUCUUGGAAGAAUUUGUUUUAUUUGUUGAAAAGAUUUUGCUUACCGCUAGAUGAAGUUUUUCUAUCUGUCUGUCUGUAUCUGUCUUAUCUAUCUAUCUAUAUCUAAUCUAUAAAAUGGUUGUUGGAAAGAUUCCAUUCUAAGUACCAUGUACCAUGUAAGUUAAUGAUGCUACUAGGUCUUUUUAAGAAGCAAUUAAUGUAUUUUAUAAAUUACCUUUUCACAUAUGCAAGCUCUGUUUCUAUGACAAUGUCAUUUUUACUAAUGCCUUACUGUUGCACUCUUUGAAUAUCCUGCAGUGAAUCUAUACAUCGAUUGGGGCUUAAAAGCUAAAGCCAGUUGGCCGAAAGGUCUGACAUAUGUACCCCUAAAAUCAUCCAGUUGAUGAUUGGGAAAGAAUAUUUUAGAAAUUGUUUUUAAUCUCUGUGUAGACGACAUUUUGUAGCUUUGUACAUGUUGUUAAUUAAGGGCAUAUAAUUUUACACUCUAAAAGAUAACUGCUGAACUCAGGGGUGGGUAGACUUCAAAAAUAUGUCUGCUGUAGAAAUAACUUGAAAAAAUAAUUAAAACUAUGGCCAGCCACCAAAUUGUGGACCCUGUUUAUACUGCUAGGUAGCAAUGGUCAUUUGUAAAGAUUGUGAUCAUUUCCUUCUGUCUUGACUGGAUGUGCAUAAGUUCUCACAGUGAUCAUUGUUAGUUUUGUUAGUUGGCCUAUUUAAGACAAAAAAAUCUUUAAAUUCUUUGUUUUCCACUGCUUUUCGUAUGGAAUUACAGCUCUAAAUUAGGUGUUCCUAUGUUUUAUGUUGCUGCUCUAAAAUACUAAAUAGCUUGUGUUUUUUUUUUCAGGGUAGGGUGGGGCAACACGGGGAGCUCUUCUGCUUCGUGGUCCUCUUACUAAGAUCCUUCCGUGGGAAGUGACCUGUGAUGUUUAUUUACCAAAGGAAUCGAUACACCAGGCCAGGCAUUAGUAGUGCUGUAGUGUCAAGUGCCAGCUCCAGUUGUCUUUACAACAGUGUUUUAAUAUACCUCUGUAUGUACAGAUGCUAGAACACAGAUUCAGUGUUUUAAUAUACCUCUGUAUGUACAGAUGCUAGAACACAGAUUCAGAGAGAUGGACGGAAAGAGUGAAAACCAUACAAUUUUAGUUCACUUUUGGUUCCAGGUGAAGAAACGAAGAAUAUAUAUCUAAAAUAUAGGAACAUCAACUAUUAAUAAAUAAUAAUCACACUAACACUACUCCCUUGAAUUUAGGAGUAAUUGAAAAUUCUUUUACAUUAUUAAAGAUGUAAGAUGUGUAUCUGGGUCAUUGUUCAGGUUAGGGAAAAUUGUGGCUUCAAUAAAACAAAUAUUUUGCUGUAACAUUAUUGAAAGAUAACCAGGAUUACAAGAAAUUUAUAUGAGGUGCACUGAGCUCAUCUCCUUCUCCCUGCAUUCCCGCCAUUAAGUACUAACCUGCAACAUUGUAUUUUACACUUAAAGGCUGUGUCUGUCUGUCUGUCUCUCACGCAUUUUAAACAUAUGCGAUACACGCAGCUCCUUGUUUCUGCAGUUAUGAACUUGGUGCCCUUAUGAAUACAGACGAAUGCUGUAGGUUUUAUGGAGAAAAGUUAUUUUCAGUUUUGUGGGAAAAUUUUGUAAAGAUGGAUUUUGUUGUUCUCUUCAGGAGUCAAUAUUUACUUCUAAAAACAUAUAAUGUGAAUUAUUCGUAUAGCCAGUGGGGAAGAGCAUUUUUACGCCCUGGGAGAAGGGCUGGCACUUGUUUGUGGCCAGCAGUCCAGCGGGAGAAGGGCGCUAAUCCUUGUUACUUCCAGUGAGUGUAUAGAAGUAACUAGGUGGUUUACCGUUUUCUCCUUCUGACUUUAAAUAUAUGCAAACACACACACACAUAUCAUUAGUUACCUGCAAUGGUUAGUAAUUUCUUGGGAUUCUAAAACAGAUACCUAGUGACUGGUUUGUUCCAUUAAAGUAAUAGAAAUGAUGAGUGAUACAAAAAAUGGCAUGUAAGUAAGUUAUUUCUGGUAAUGAAAUCUUUUUAAAACCCUAUUGUUUUUGAGAAUUGCAAUAUUUAAAACUUGUUAAAACUUCCUAGAAGUAGAGUAGAAGAGGAGGCACUGUGUAUUCAAAGGUUGGUUUUCUCUUUUUGUAAAAUAAAAAAUUCAGUAUCACUAGGUCUUACCGUUCAUACUGCUGCUUAUAUUUUUCAUUUUUAUUAGUUUUUUAUGUAUCUUAGUUGAAAGCUUAACGUUUAUAAUUAUGUUUAAUUGAAUUUGCAUGUAAAUUGGUUUUCAAAAAGUACCUUUCUGAAGAUUCAUUUUUAGUCUGUAGAACUGAGAGUGUCACUCAGUGGCAGCUGCCCUGGAGAGGCCCUGAGCUCCAUUUGCACCAUGACAGAGCCUGGCAGUCAGCCCCAGAGCCCAGGAGUCAGCCCCAGAGCCCAGCAGUCAGCCCCAGAGCCCGGCAGUCAGCCCCAGAGACCAGCAGUCAGCCCCAGAGACCAGCAGUCAGCCCCAGAGACCGGCAGUCAGCCCCAGAGCCCAGCAGUCAGCCCCGGAGCCCGGCAGUCAGCUCCCCCCUCCCUAGUUGUGUGUUGUGCCGGGAUCUCUAAGACUUGGCAUAGUUGCGAUCUCUGAAGGUGUCUGUUGCAGCAGCUGCUCCAGCCCUUGUUUUCCUUCUGAGGACUCCCUUUCUGCCACCCUCUUACCCCCUCUGCUCACAGAUGCUCAGUGUCUUCCACAGUUUACUUUUCUGACUUUGAAGUUAGGUUUUGGUUUUUUCUUUUAACUUAGGGAAUCUAGGAUGGAAUAUUGUUAAAAUUAAAUCUGGAAAUUUUAAGAAAAACUACUUUCUAUAAAUAACAUUAUUAUAUUUGGUACCUAACUUCAUUUCAUCAGCAGGUUGUUAAAUAUAUUAGGUAAUUGACAGAAAUAAGCUGUGAGCUGUGGUUGAAUUUCUCAAUAGUGACACAGAGGGUUUCUACUUGUUUCUUUUUAGAUAGGGACUCUCCCAGAGUCUACUGUUUCUCACAUUAAUUGAGUUGUUUUUACAUUUAAAUAUGGUGUUAUUUUCCUGAAAUUAUUUAUGGGUGACUUUUUUCCCAGCAUAAAUUAUUCAUUAACUCCAAAGACAGGAUUUUAGGCAUCAUUCUCUUUAGAGGCACAGAGAAUCUGAAUUUUUCAGACUUAGCUCUCUGUGCUAGUGCAUUGAUCUGGUAAGUGAGGUAAUGGUUGUUAUUCCAGUUCCCAGAGUUGUUGAUACUUAACAUUUGGUUUUUUUGUCUAUGAGUGAUUAUAAGAUUGUCCUAAAAACUUCUGUCAGUUAAGUUGCAUUGUGCUACUUUGAUUGUGUGAAAGGAAGGCGUGGAUGGACUCAAGUCUCCCCACCCCUGGAAUCUCUGGUGCGCGUGGGAAGAGCUGGCGGUGACAGAGACUGAGUUCUUGCUCUCUUGGCACGCGCACCGCCUGGGUUUUCAGGACUAGCUGAUGCAAUCAUGUAGAUUGUUUUCUCAAAGAGAAAGCAUACUAAAAACUCUUUCUGGACUUUGUGUGACGCGUAACUUGUCACAGUCCCUGUUUGUAGAAAGACUGAAAACGUCCACUGUCUUAAAGCUUGAAAGAGAACUCUGAAAGCAUUGUGAGACUUUUACCAGAUGCCAUGAAGAUGCAAGUCUCUUCAUAAUAACAGCAAAUCCAAAUAAAUGCAAAUUGUCAGGCACACAGUAAAGAACUAUUUGAGUGGAACUAAUUACCUAGUAGUCAAGAAUUAAGUACAUGUUCAGGUCAAAUUGAAUUUGUUCAUGUUGUUGCUGCCAUAAUUUGGUUCACAGUAUAGAUUGUGCAUUUGAUUAGGAAUGGAAGCUCAUGCUUGAGGAUUUGAAUUGGGCGGGUAUAUAUAUUUUAUAACUCAAAUUGCAAAAAUAUGUAAAGUAACUACUUUUAAAUAGAAUGUAAAUAUUAAGAUUUGUUAUAUAUUUUUCAAUACAUGUACCAACCUUUUGUUAGUUGAACAUAGGUUACUUUGUGUGCUUUAUGGAACUUAGUAACUUUUAACAAUAAAGGUGUUGUCAUUUGCUCUCCCCA
This is a messenger RNA of Myodes glareolus (Bank vole), 5759 nucleotides long. The record is from RefSeq and is a predicted model, not a curated record. NCBI's taxonomy places the organism in Eukaryota, Metazoa, Chordata, Mammalia, Rodentia, Cricetidae.